Messenger RNA from Micropterus dolomieu (smallmouth bass), 1697 nucleotides. RefSeq names its product acidic mammalian chitinase-like. Bases 209 to 1627 code for a protein of 472 amino acids. The transcript has 13 exons. Gene Ontology annotation, molecular function: chitinase activity; chitin binding. NCBI's taxonomy places the organism in Eukaryota, Metazoa, Chordata, Actinopteri, Centrarchiformes, Centrarchidae. The record is from RefSeq and is a predicted model, not a curated record. Gene Ontology annotation, biological process: carbohydrate metabolic process; chitin catabolic process. Gene Ontology annotation, cellular component: extracellular region.
UAUAAAGAGAUCUAUAACCUUGUGAUACAGGAUUAUCUGUGAGGAUGUACCAAACGGCGAUUCAGUGGCAGAGCAGCCCGACACAGAGAAAUACUACAUGCCACAUCAUGCCGUUCUUCGAGAGGACAAGGCCAAACUUUGCUGCUGUUGUUUGGGUCUCUCAUCUUCUCCCAAGUAAUCCUGUAAAGUUGUGAGAAGUGAAUUCAACAUGACCAGGCUCACAAUUCUAGCAGGCUUAUGUCUGGUGAUAUGCCAGUUGGGAUCUGCCACCCAAAUGGUGUGUUACUUCACCAACUGGUCUCAGUACAGACCUGGUGAGGGAAAAUACAUGCCACAAGAUGUGGACCCCUUCCUGUGCACCACCCUGAUCUAUGCUUUCUCAAUCAUCAACCAUAACAACGAGCUGGUUACCUACGAGUGGAAUGACGACGUCCUCUACAAGUCUUUCAAUGCCCUGAAGACCAAAAAUCCUCAUCUAAAGACUCUGCUGGCUGUUGGUGGAUGGAACUUUGGUUCAACACAGUUCUCCAUCAUGGUGUCCAAUUCAGCUAACCGUCAAAAGUUCAUCCAGUCUUCUAUCAAAUUCCUGAGGACUCAUGGAUUUGAUGGUCUGGAUCUGGAUUGGGAGUACCCUGGUUCUCGUGGAAGUCCUCCAGAGGACAAACAGAGGUUCACUCUGCUCUGCAGGGAACUCGUUGCUGCCUAUGCAGCUGAGGCCAAGGCCACCGGCAAUCCUCAGCUCAUGGUGACUGCUGCAGUGUCUGCUGGAAAGGGAACCAUUGAUGCUGGAUAUGAGAUUGCCGAGAUUGCCAAGGAACUGGACUUCAUCAAUGUAAUGACCUAUGACUUUCAUGGAACUUGGGAGCAGUUCACUGGACACAACAGCCCACUGUUUCGUGGAUCACAGGACCAUGGUGACCUCAUCUACUUUAACACCGACUAUGCCAUGAAGUACUGGAGAGACAAUGGCACCCCAGUGGAGAAGUUGCACAUGGGAUUCGCUGCUUAUGGACGUACCUUCCGUCUGACAUCACCAAACACUGAUGUUGGAGCCCCAGCGAGUGGCCCUGCAUCAGCUGGUCAAUUCACACGUGAAGCUGGAUUUUGGGCCUACUAUGAGAUUUGCGGCUUUGUGAAGGACACCACCAUUCAUUGGAUUGAGGACCAGAAGGUUCCCUAUGCCAGCAAGAAUAAUGAGUGGGUGGGAUUUGACACCAAGGAAAGCUAUGAGAUCAAGGUGCGUUACCUGCAGGAGCAGAAGUUUGGUGGUGCCUUUGUGUGGGCCCUCGAUUUGGAUGACUUUGCUGGACGGUUCUGCGGAGAGGGCAAACACCCUCUGCUGGCUCAUCUGCGCAAACUUCUUGAUAUUGUACUGCCCACACUGCCCCCUACCACCACCACCAAACCUGGACCUAGCACAGCCUCUCGUCCGACCACCACCUCCACUACCACCACCACCACCCACGCCCCAGGACCUGGCUUCUGCAAUGGCAAACCUGAUGGCCUGUACCCCCACCCAGACGACAGGACCAGCUUCUACAUGUGCGCUGGUGGCAUCACCCACGUGAGGAACUGCGGAAGUGGCUCUAUCUUUGAUGACAGCUGCAAGUGCUGCGUUUGGCCCUGAGCCAUGAGUGAAGACAAUGUGUAUUAAUACUGAUGCAAACAUUAGCUAUUAAACAUACUGUUAAAGUUCU